Molecule: messenger RNA, 402 nt
Organism: Anthostomella pinea
Lineage: Eukaryota; Fungi; Ascomycota; Sordariomycetes; Xylariales; Xylariaceae
Source: the annotation of a GenBank genome assembly
AUGUCUAGUGGUCCUCUUCCAUCAACAAGAUGUCUGCUCUCUGAACUCCCUAGUCGACAAGUGAGAGAGAAAGUCAGAUUCCUAGGCUGCGUCACGGCAUACUCGAUGCACUCGGCACGUCUUACCCUUGAGCACCAAUGUCCCAAGGGGAGCACAGUCAAGGCUUCCGUCGACGUGAAGCUUCUUCUGCAGGUGCUGAAGUCCGAACAAACAGAUAUCGGGCAAUGGGUCCAUGUCAUCGGAUACAUUACGUCUGCUGAGAUGUCCGCGAUCGCUGAUGUGGUGCCGCUUCCGGAGAUUCGCGAAUCAAUCUGCAUCGGUGUGCAGGCCCUCGUCAUCUGGGAAGCUGAUGGUCUGGACAUUGCUUCAUACGAGAAAUCAAUCCUCGCGAAAGCCGACUGA